Molecule: messenger RNA, 1353 nt
Organism: Puccinia triticina
Lineage: Eukaryota; Fungi; Basidiomycota; Pucciniomycetes; Pucciniales; Pucciniaceae
Exons: 1
Coding region: 1-1353 (450 amino acids)
Source: RefSeq, a predicted model, not a curated record
AUGGCUUGUUCGAAACGAAGGCCCAGGAGGGAAAUCACUAGUCAAUCCAGCUCUUCUUUAGUUACUUUAGACAAGCACAUCGAGCACCCUACUGAUCAAUGGCGAUUGUGUCUAACAGGCUUGGAUGCCAUCGAGGCGUUGGAAUUCCUGAUGGAAACUCUUCAGGACGCGUUGGAUCAAAAGUCUGGCCAGAGCAAAACAAAUCUGACGCUCGAUGACUUGGGCCCGAAGAUUGAAUACUGGGACGGUAUGACAACGAGCAUUCUACCUCGAAUUAAAGAGCAAACCAAUUCUCUUUCACUCUCACUCGACUUACAUGAUUCGACCAGACAUCCAAAUCCGAACUUCGAAUCGACAAUUGACCUCUUAUUCAACCUGAACAUAACUUUGGAUGCCGCGAUCGCUGUGAUCGGCUACAUUGCUCUCCAGUCACCUUUACCAGCCGAAACCCAUGACCAUAACUUGGGCCCAUGUAAACAAUUUCGAUGUUCCUAUCUGCUACAGAGAAUCAAGGCUUUGGUCAAAAGAGACCUUUGCACACUUUACAGAGCUUCCAUCCAGUUUAUUCGAGCCUGGGAGUGCUCAAGCAAUGAUCCAGACGACUCUGAGUAUCAAGCAAAUACGAUCAAUGAGAAGAACGAAGUACUCAAGCUCACAGCUCAUUCCCGUCAUUUAAUUGAUAAGAUAAUCGACUUGAUCCCGAAAUCUGACUUGCGUUUUCUUCAAGCAACUUGGCUAAUGGAGGCAGAGGCUCUAGGCCCUGUACUAGAAAUCCUAACAAAUCUGACCAACCUGACGAUCCCAAAGUCGAAACUUGAAUUAGAGCCGCCGGACUAUUACUAUUAUGCAGAUGUCGGAAAGAGGAGAGCGCGUGCUGUUGUAAUAGCCAGAUCAACUAUCACACUCAUCAAACUAACGAGAACAUUAUUAAAAAGAGCUUCCACCGCUGAAACAAACAAGAUGCCAUUCAGCUUGGACGCAAAGCUUAAUUCGAAGAGACUCGAACAGUUACGUCUAGGUCCUACUUCGAUCGCUCAGCUUUUGGGUGUAUUUGUACGCGCCUUGGAGGAAAGUGCCUUGGAUGAAAACCCCAGACCAAAUACGGUAAACAGCUAUGAAAAUGUUAUUCGGAUUGCAUUCAACGAGUUCACGAAAGACCUCGACUCUUUUCUACACGACCUGGAUAGAUUUUCUAUCCCCUUGACUCCCUCAAUUUCUAAUUCUCAAUCCGAGACUGAAUUCAUUGCUUGGACUCGUGUUUUGGAAGAUAUGUGGCGGAAAGCUAUCCAUCUUCACCUGGAUGUUAUUCUCCCUGAAAUUACAAAUAGACAAUCAAUCGAGCACCAGCAGUGA